This is a messenger RNA of Papaver somniferum (opium poppy), 3846 nucleotides long. RefSeq names its product putative multidrug resistance protein. Gene Ontology annotation, biological process: transmembrane transport. NCBI's taxonomy places the organism in Eukaryota, Viridiplantae, Streptophyta, Magnoliopsida, Ranunculales, Papaveraceae. Gene Ontology annotation, cellular component: membrane. The record is from RefSeq and is a predicted model, not a curated record. Bases 1 to 3846 code for a protein of 1281 amino acids. The transcript has 9 exons. Gene Ontology annotation, molecular function: ATP hydrolysis activity; ABC-type transporter activity; ATP binding.
AUGAAUGGAUUCUGCCGGAAGUCAAAUGGGGAUUUAGGUGAGGGGAAUUAUUUGUCUGUUACAAAUGAGAUUCGUUGGACUUGGACUGUCGGUUCCUAUGAUCAUAGAAAACUGGCCAAGUUUCUACUAGGCGGUCGAGACUCGAUCGCUCGAUAUGCAGACGGAGUCGACAAAUUGUUGAUUCUGUUGGGAACUAUUGGUAGCAUAGGAGAUGGAAUGAUGACGCCUCUCACCAUGGUAGUUCUCAGUAGUAUAAUUAACGAAUAUGGACCUUCUGAUAAUGCUUUCUCCAAUAGUAUCGUCGACAAGUACUCCAUCAGGCUACUAUAUGUUGCUGUCGGGGUUGGAGGUGCAGCUUUCAUGGAAGGAGUUUGUUGGGCAACAACUGCAGAAAGACAGACAAGACUUAUGAGAAAAGACUAUCUCAAAUCUGUUCUAAGGCAAGACGUCGGUUAUUUUGAUACCCAAACAGGGACUUCUGCGACGUACCAAGUUGUCUCCACCAUAUCGUCAGAUGUCAAUUCUAUCCAAGAUGUUCUUAGUGAGAAGAUACCCAACUUCCUUGCCCACUUAACAAGCUUCGCUGCCUGCCUGAUUCUUGCGUUUGUACUGUCAUGGAGGCUGGCACUGGCUUCCUUACCAUUCACACUCAUGUUUAUUAUCCCUGGUAUUGUAUUUGGUUCACUCUUGAUGAAGCGCGGAGCAAAGAUGAAGAGUGCUUAUGGAGUUGCAGGCGGAAUUGCAGAGCAAGCGGUCUCAUCAAUUCGAACCGUGUUUUCGUACGUUGCAGAGCUUGAAACACUAGAAAGGUUCAGCCAUGAACUACAGGAAAGCAUGGAACUUGGAAUAAAGCAAGGCUUUACCAAGGGAUUAAUGAUCGGCAGUAUGGGCAUGAUAUUCGCAACUUGGGCUUUCCUCUCCUGGGUGGGAAGCGUUCUGGUAAUCACAAGGGGCGAUAAUGGUGGCCCUAUCUUUAUCGCCGGAAUAUGCAUUAUUCUUGGAGGAUUGUCUAUUAUGUUUGCGUUGCCAAAUAUUACAUUCUUCGCAACCGCAAUGGCUGCUGCUUCUCGAAUAUUUGAGAUGAUUAAUCAUGUUCCUAAUAUAGACUCCGAAAGUGGCAAGAAAUUAACAAGUGUCAGAGGAGAAUUAAUAUUCAAGGACGUAAGUUUCAGCUACCCUUCGAGGCCUGACACGCAUAUAUUACAAGGGUUCAAUCUUAACGUUCCGGCUGGUAGGUCAGUAGGACUCGUUGGAAGCAGCGGUUCUGGAAAAUCAACAAUUAUCUCAUUGCUUCAGAGAUUCUACGACCCACUCAGAGGAGACAUUCUCUUGGAUGGGAACAGAAUUAAGAAACUCCAUCUGAAAUGGCUGAGAUCCCAGAUGGGUCUGGUAAAUCAAGAGCCAGUUCUGUUCGCGACUUCGAUAAGAGAGAAUAUUUUAUUUGGAAAAGAAGGAGCUCCAAUGGAGCUUGUCAUUGAUGCUGCAAAGGAUGCUAACGCACAUGACUUCAUUUGUAACUUACCAGAUGGAUACGAUACUCAAGUUGGCCAAUUAGGACUUCAGUUAUCUGGUGGUCAGAAACAAAGAAUUGCCAUUGCCAGAGCUUUGAUCAGAGAUCCAAAAAUAUUGUUGUUGGAUGAGGCUACUAGUGCACUAGAUUCCGAAUCAGAAAGAACCGUACAAGACGCGCUGGAUAAAGCUUCAACAGGGAGAACAACCAUCAUAAUUGCUCAUCGACUCUCAACAAUACGUAGAUCCGACUUGAUACUGGUUCUUCAGUCUGGGAAAGUAAUUGAAUCAGGCAGUCAUGAAGAACUAACUCAAAUGAACAACAGACAAGGUGGAGGAACAUACUCAAAGAUGGUGGAGUUGCAGCACAAGGCACUGCAAAAUGAUUCUUUGAAUCCAAAUAUACAAACAGGUCAAAGUAAGCACCAAACGAAGCUAACAAGUUUCCCGAGCCCAUCUCCGUAUUUCACACCAGCAUUCUCUCCCAGUCCAGCCUAUUCGUUCAUCCAAAGUACUUACAGUGAUGAUCCAUAUGAGAAACAUGGAAACCUGGUCUCUUCUUAUCCUUCAGCACCUUCUCAGUGGCGUUUGUUGAUGAUGAAUGCACCCGAGUGGAAGAGAGCCGUGCUUGGGUGUUUGGGAGCUAUUGGCUUCGGAGUAGUUCAGACAACGCAUGCCUUCUCUUUGGGAUCAGUUGUAUCAGUUUACUACCUGACAGACGAAAAUCUUAUACGAUCAAAGACCAACCUCUACUGCUUCAUCUUCUUAGGCUUAACAGUUCUCAGCUUCGUCACAAAUCUUCUGCAACAUUACAACUUUGCUGUCAUGGGAGAGAGAUUAACCAAACGGGUACGUGAGAAAAUGCUUGAGAAGGUGCUGACGUUUGAGAUUGGAUGGUUUGAUCAAGAUGAGAAUACUAGUGCAGCAAUCUGUGCGAGGUUAGCAACAGAAGCAAACAUGGUUCGGUCCCUUGUAGGAGAUCGGGUAGCAUUGCUACUUCAGGUCUUUACUGGAGCUUCGCUUGCUUGUGUGUUAGCUUUGGUUGUCGCGUGGAGGUUAGCCGUUGUGAUGAUAGCUAUGCAACCUUUUCUCAUUUGCUGUUUCUAUUCCAGGAGCGUGUUGAUGAAGCGAAUGUCAGAAAAAGCCCGAAUAGCACAGAAUGAAGGGAGUCAAUUAGCGAGUGAAGCGGUUGUAAAUCACAGAACUAUUACUGCCUUUUCAUCUCAAAACAGGAUAUUGAGUCUCUUUGAAACUACCCAGAGAAGUCCUCACAAGGAGAGUGUCAAACAGUCAUGGUUUGCAGGAAUAGGAUUAUUCAGCUCUCAGUUUCUUACAACAGCCUCCAUAGCUUUGAGUUUCUGGUACGGAGGGAGACUAAUACAUGAAAAUGUGAUAACAUCACAGCACAUGUUUCAAGCAUUCUUUGUCCUAAUGAGCACGGGUAAGAACAUAGCUGAUGCAGGUAGCAUGACUUCUGAUUUAGCAAAGGGUGCGGAUGCAGUAAGAUCAGUGUUUGCCAUCCUAGAUAGGAAACCUGAGAUUGACCCUGAUAAUCCUCAAGGAAUCAAACCUAAAAAGGAACUUGAGGGAAAUAUUGUGCUGAAAAAUAUCUUCUUUGCUUACCCAGCAAGGCCUGACCAGAUGAUCUUCAAGGGUUUGAGUCUCAAAAUAGAAGCUGCAACGACCGUGGCACUGGUUGGGGAAAGUGGGUCUGGCAAAUCCACUAUUAUUUCGCUGAUUGAGAGGUUCUACGAUCCACUGAACGGAUCAGUAGAGAUAGACAAGAAAGACAUCAAGCUCUACAACUUGAGAGCCUUAAGAUCACAUAUCGCCUUGGUUAGUCAGGAACCUACUUUAUUUGCAGGAACCAUCCGUGAGAACAUAGUUUACGGGAAACUCAAUGUUGCCGAAGCUGAACUAAGACAGGCAGCACGUCUUGCCAAUGCUCAUGAUUUCAUAAGUUCCAUGGAAAACGGAUACAACACUUUCUGCGGAGAGAGAGGGGUUCAGCUGUCGGGAGGUCAAAAGCAAAGAAUAGCACUGGCUCGUGCAAUUUUGAAGAAUCCAGCCAUUCUAUUGUUGGAUGAGGCAACUAGCGCACUCGAUAGUGUAUCAGAAAACUUGGUUCAACAAGCACUGGAGAAAAUGAUGAUUGGUAGAACCUGUGUAGUUGUGGCACACAGACUAUCCACGAUACAGAAAGCAGACACCAUAGCAGUUAUAAAAAACGGGAAAGUUGCUGAACAAGGAUCACAUUCCAGAUUACUUGAAAUCGGACAUGGGGGAUCAUACUACUCUCUAAUAAAAUUACAAGGUAGUAACUCUCCUUACAGGUAA